Messenger RNA from Cuscuta campestris, 5234 nucleotides. The record is from the annotation of a GenBank genome assembly. Lineage: Eukaryota; Viridiplantae; Streptophyta; Magnoliopsida; Solanales; Convolvulaceae.
AUCUCUUGCCUGCUUCCAUGAUUGUAUUUUACUAUAAUUCCAUAUAAAAAUUUCAUGAGCUAUUUGAUCGCAUCGAUGGGUCUUCAAGUGCUGUGGAGCUUUGGGCUUGCAUGUCUUGACAUAUAUGCUUUGACCACAAAGAGAGACAUCUGUAGUCCAGUCUUGGUCAGCCUCUUUUUUGUGGGGGAUUGGGUGACAUCAACAUUAUCACUUGUAGCUGCUUGCUCCUCGUUGGGGAUACUGGUUUUAUACUCUAGAGAUUUUGAAGUUCUGCAACGAUCCAUCCCAACUCCCGUGUAUUGUGCAGACCUAGAAAUACCUAGUGAUCAGGUUAAUUUUGUCCCAAAUUUUGACAAAUCACAAAAAGAGCCAUCUCUACCCCCUGCUAGAAUCCCGAAUCUGGUCCUGAAUGAUGCCUCUGGAAUUGAGAGAUUCCAAAAACACAAUCUGGACAACGUCGCCAAAGCAGCCAUCUUCAAGACACUUGAUCCCAUCACCUUCUCCAAGAUCAAGCAUCUCAAGACUGCCAUGGAGAUUUGGCAAGGUCUUGGUAAGCUAUGUGAGGGAUCAGAGGACCUGAGAAAGCAGAAGAUAGAAGUCCUGCUUGAGAAGUUCAAAAGCUUCAAAAUGCUUCCCGGAGAAUCAUUUUAUAUGUUGGACGAAAGAUUCCACAAAAUCUUGAAUGAUCUUGCAUCACUUAACCACGUUCUUUCUCCCAAGGAAAAGAAUGUAAGGUUACUGAGAUCACUUCCAACCGAGUGGUACACCAAAGCCACAGCCAUGGAAGAAGGAAGAAACUUGGAAAACUACACUGUCCAAGGUCUCCUUGAUGAGCUCAGAACCUAUGAGCAUGAGCUGAAGAAGAAAAAGGAAGAACAAGUCACUCCCUUCCCCACGACACUGAUGACAACUCCAAGAGUCCCAUCAAGUGGAGGGACAUGCCCAAGGAAUUGUGACACACCUUCCUCCAGCCAGCCGUCAAGCUCAAAAAUGGAGAACUGCGAUGAGGAAUUUGCCAUGAUGGUCAAGCAAUUCCGGAAGUUCAAGAAGUUCUUUAAGAAGGCUGACUCAGAAGCCUGGCCACUGGAAGUCAGCAUGCCCGUACCCAAAGGUGGAGAAGUACGGAGAAAUAGAGAGGAACGAGAAGAAAAAAAGGCAAUGGUUGCUGCUAAAAGUGACGAGUCAUCCAGCUCAAGAUCGGAUGAAGAAGCCCUCGUCUGCAUGGAGCGCAGAGUUGAGAAGUCCAACCAUGAGGAUAGGUGGACUAUGUCAGAAGAUGACACUCUCUGCCUAAUGGCCAAAGAUGAUGCUGAUCAAGAGGUAACUUCACAAACCUCCUGCUCAUCUUCUUAUGAAAGCAUACCAACUUCUGAAAAUCUUUUUGACCAGUUCAAAAAGAUGAUGGAAGAUUUUGAGGAAAUAAAUCUCAAACAAUCAUCCUUAACAGAGGAGAACAAACUAUUGAGUGAAGAGAAUCUCAAGUUGACUGAAGGUCGGAAAAGUCAACUGGAUGAGAUCACUCAACUCAAGACUGAAAAUGAAUCUCUCUCUGAAAAGGUGAAAUCCCUUAACAAGGAGCUAGGGAUACUUAAGUCCAAAGAAGCAGUGGAUAAGCUUCUCGAAAUGACCAAACAUAAGGGUCGUGAAGGACUUGGGUUUGACCCCUCUAGUUCCAAAAGGAAAGGGAGAACAACUUUCAUCCCUCCUAAACCUACUGCUAAACCAAAUAAGCAGAAAGGAAAGGAAAAGGAGAAACCAACAGAAGUUCUCAAAAAGCAUGAUCAUGAGGUUCUGGAUCUAUCAGACAAGGAUGAAGAAGUUAAUGAAGGAGAUAGAAUGAAGCCCAUGGAGUUCACUCCAUUCAGAAGUCUACCACUGAAGACUUCACAGAGAAAUCCGGAUUCAGACAGUGCUGAGCCUUCCGGAAAUCUUGGCCAGCCUUCCAAUAUUCCGGAUCACUCAAACGGCGACAAUUUCGGAAAUGGCGACCCAGUGCCAAUCCAUCCGGAAACACCAACAACUUCUGUUCUUCAACCAGAAGCUGAACUAGAUCAACCAGUCAAUCCCAAUCAACACAAUCUUCAUUGGUUAAGGGAUCAUCCUUCUCAACAGAUCAUUGGAGAUAUUCAAUCUGGCGUUCGCACAAGGAGUGCCCAACAGAAUCUAGAAGCUAUGCUUGCUUAUUCUUCAGAUUUUCUCACUCAAAUUUCUGAGAGAAUGAAGAUUGUUGACGCUAAUGUCCAUUUCCAGAAAUUGGAAGCCAAAUGCUCUUCACCGGCGUUCUAUCAAAGCUAUUUGGAGAUGAUAGCCGCUCAAGAACUCUCCGAAUUUCUUCAUAUGGAAAUCCACCUCAAAUAUGAAGAAGAAGUUCUUGAAUUCUACAAAAAUGGAGAGGUCAAGACUGCUCAUUCAAAGAAGGACCCACAGAGGACGUUUCCAGUCAUCAAGUCCACUGUUGGAGGUACGAAAGUGAAGCUUUCGCAGAGGAAAUUGGGAGAAAAGCUUCACCUUCCCAACUUUGGAGCUAAAAUUGGGAGAUUUCAAGUCAAAAAUCUGGACUGGAAUAUUAUUGGAAUUUCUGGGCAAAUUCCUUCUCGCCCAGCGAAGAAAGCAGACCUGAACAACGACUACAAACUCGUUCUGGAACUGGUCAUCGCAUGCCUUGAGUGUGGAAGUGGAGGACAUGCUGAUGAGAUCACCCAGGAGAGAGCCUUCAUCAUCAACGCUCUCAUUACCAAAUCAAAGAUAUUGGCUAUACUACCUGUCUUCAAAAGGGAAAACAGAACUGGUGCUAGUGCUACUGCUGAGGAAAGUUCUUCAGACAAUGUCCCACUCAUCAAUUUGACGAAAACUGCCAAAAGAAAGCAAGUGGUGUCUCCCUCUCUCAGUGUAGAAGCACCACAGAACCUUGUUCUAGUAAAUCUUGAAGAAGAAGAAGAAGUCUCUGACCAAGGAGAACUUCAAAAGAAGAAGAGGAAAAUCACCUCUCCCUCAACAUCUGGAAAUGUCAACCUGGAUGAGUUGAAGGAGAAGGAACCUGCUGAGGAAACCUCUGCCCACAACCAAAGUCCUCAACAACUGGAAGAAGAAGCUCAUCAAGUCCAUAGUGUUCAAACCCGCUCACCUAAACCCCAAACAGAUGAUGCUGAUAACCAAUUCUGGCAACUCUACUAUGACUGGAGAGCUUGGAAGGUUGGAAAUUCAGCAGAGCAGUUGUUGGGUUGGGACCAACAACUAAAGAAUGAGAAGAUCAUCAAGAAGUGCUUAGGACUGCCAGUCAACCACAGCUGUGAACAAAUCUUGGAUGAUGCUUGGGUAUGGCAAAGGAACUAUGAAGACUUACAUUUGGAACACCUGGCCACCACACCAGUUUCAGAAUUUGAAGUGGAUGAUGAGGAUCCUGCAGUCUACAGGCCAGUCUUCUCAAAAGCCACAGAAGAUCAGGUGGUUCUCACUUCUGAAGCACAAGCUGACUUGGAAACAACAGCUGAGAAUUUCCAAAUAUUUCCAGAAACCUCAUCUGCCUUUGAAACGGUUCUGCCUGAAGCUGGAGUCUCUACUCCACAAAAACAGAACCAGGAAGCACCAGAUGAAGAACUUCAGCAACAUCUCCAGUCUCAAGUCCUUGAGAUCCUCACAACUGCUUGUGAGAUCUCCAACCAGCCUGAACUUGAGAUCCCGGAGAAGUCAGGAGAAAUUCUGGAGCAGUCCACUUUUCCAGAAACAACUAAAGCUCAAGAGGAGCAAGCUAAUGAAGCUGAAGAAAGAGACUCCCUCUCUGGAUAUAUAUCAAAUUUUGUGCUUGAUGAAGCAGAAGGAGAGUUUGAGACGACACUAAGGAUUGCUGAUGAAGAAGAUGUGCAAGAAGAUGCUGAAUCUCUUCCUAUGCAACUCUUUCAAAGAACACCCUCUUCUCAUCAGGUAACCAACUUCCAUUUCCAUAGCUCUUCCAUUCCUACUUUUCCGGAUGAGGUACCAGAAAUCUGGACAAAGAAGGUCCAAGGGUUGAUUGAAUCAGCCCUAGCAUCUCAACAUGCCUCCUUUAGGCAAGAGAUAGAGCAGAUGGAAGCCAGGUACACUAAGCUGAUAGAGAAAUCUGAAGAGAAACACAGCUCAGAACUCAAGGAAAUAAGCAAAUCAGUAAAAAAGACUCUAGAGAUCAUCUCUCUAUUGAGUAACACUGUGAGCAACACGAUGGAGACAUAUGCAUCUGACAAUUAUCUUCAACUCAAGGAGGUUAACAAAAUCAAAGAGCAAAUAGCAAAUGUCACUGUCAGCCUACAGAAGCAAAUGUCUCUUCUCCAAAUGGACAUCAGAUCAGCUCUGGCAGUGUCUUCAGCAAAUCAGGUAGUAACCAAAGACUACUUGAAGGUGAUCAUUGACAAUCAGAAGGAAGCGUUCAAACUGUUCAGCCUUCUUAAUACAAAUUCUGGAAACCACAAGAUGGAAGUGACUCUUCAACAAUACAGUCCAUCCUUGAUUCCAGAGCUCCCUAUUGCAGUCAAAGAAGGAGAAGUCUCUUACAGAGGCUGGCAUGUUUACUGGUUGGUAAACUGUAAACCCAUGGUUUUCGUUGCUGACGAUGCUAAUAAAUGGUGUCAUUUUCAGGCACUUACAGAGGCAAUGCCGCUCUCAGACAUAGAUCAAAAUGCAGUUAAUUUUGUCCCAAAUUUUGACAAAUCACAAAAAGAGCCAUCUCUACCCCCUGCUAGAAUCCCAAAUCUGGUCCUGAAUGAUGCCUCUGGAAUUGAGAUUGUGCAGACCUGGAAAUACCUAGUGAUCAGGUCUGCUGAGCCCUUAAAACAGGCACUUACAGAGGCAAUGCCGCUCUCAGACAUAGAUCAAAAUGCAGUUAAUUUUGUCCCAAAUUUUGACAAAUCACAAAAAGAGCCAUCUCUACCCCCUGCUAGAAUCCCGAAUCUGGUCCUGAAUGAUGCCUCUGGAAUUGAUGUGUGCAUCGCCACAAAUAACCCUCCACACAAUCUUGGAGAGCUUGUUGAUGCAAUGUCUUCCUAUAUUUAUAACCAGAAGUAACGGUAAAAAUGAAUUCAGUUAUUUCACAUUGUUAUGGUGAGAUUACUUCUCAUUGCCAUUUUGAGAUCUGUUAUUUCACAUUUCCAUUUUGAAAGUAUUUUAAUUCUGAUGGAGGUUCCUUUUUUGUUUUUCUAUUUGACUAUUUCCAUGCAAUCUAGCAGUCUCCUUUUUUCCCCAAAAAAGAAAAGCAGAUGUGUUUU